AAACUGACAAUAGACGCUGUGUAAAUACUUCAUUCAGUCCUAUUCCACACUAACAUGCAUAUGCUGAGGCUGGACUCAGAGGAGCAUUUAACGUGUGUGUGUAGAGAGAGUGCGCGCGCUUUGGCAUUUUGACAUCCAAACGCAUUGUGUGUGCGCGCUGUUCCUCAGACAGGCAGACCGGCAAGCACUACAGACCAGUGUCAUUUCAAUUUCGUCUGUGGUCGCGCGCGUGAUUACGCUACAACCUAUAGGACUCCCCGAGGCGCUUUUGCUUCUGCUGUCGAGGGCGCAGACCAAGAAACGCGCGUAAAAAAAGGUGCGAGAGGAACAGGCCAGCCGUUUGGGGACAAUGGGACCGUCUCUGCACUGACAAAUACACACAGAUAACGGCAUGAGCAUAGCGGAGCAGAUCUGAACUUUAAGGGGAUCCGCCGUGAUCUGGAUUAUUGGAGCAUCUGACCGGCAAGGAGCAUCAAAUUAGAUUUUUUUUUUUUCAACGUGCAAAAGAAAUAGCCAUAACCCAAAACCAUGGCUCGUGGAGACAACCGUAUGGGGAGCUGGCAGGUGCUGCUGACAAUCUCCAUGCUCAUCAUCCCUCUGUGUGCACAUAACGGGAGGCAUUCAAUGGCCAGACGCCAUCCUCACCACAACCACUCAUCUGUCCACAAGGAGGCCCUGGACACCAGGAUGGUUCUCAGCGAAGACUCAGCAGAGAGAGAGCAUCUGAUUGGAGCAGGAAUUGGUGCCCGACUCCCGUCCAGUUCCUCCAGGCAUCACCACUUUCAUAAACGCCACCACUUGGAUUUUGUAGAGGAUGACCAACAUGGGGAGGAGCUAACAGCUGGAGGAGCAGGGCCAGACCAUCCUGGGAACCCAUUAUCUGAUGACGUUAUCACUGUGGCAUUUCACAGUCCGGCACCAGAUGUUGUUCCCUCGGAUGUUAACCUGGACUUGGCAAAAACUCCCAAAGCUCAAAAGCAGAAAGGUGGAAAUCCCAAUAAGUGGAGCUUAAAUGAUUAUUAUGAUUACCUGUCUUCUGACAACGACGUCUCCGCAGUAGAUACCACCCCAGAACCUGAACCAACUCCUUCACCUCCAGCUGACAUGGAGGAUGAAAAUCCACUCCUAAAAGGCUCUUCAACGAUCCGCGAAAAUGUACAGCCAAACCUCAAUGGUGGGUCAUCUUUACCAGCCCCUCCUAUGCAGGGACCGGACAACAAUGAGAGAGUAGGCGUAGGUGGGGCCAUGGGUGCGGAUGGCUGCAGGCUGGGCUUUGUGCAGUCUGGACCAGGAGUCUGUGUAUCUCAGUGUGAAAUUGAAGAAAACUUUUGCUUCAAUGGAGGGGUUUGCACCGUGGUGGCAGGAGUAGGAGCCUUCUGCAGGUGUAAUGUGCAGGACUACAUCUGGAACAAAGGCCUCCGCUGUGAAUGGGCCAUCACUGAGUUCCAGGUGCUAUGUGUGGUGGUGGCAGUGGCCUGUUUUGUCUUCCUCCUGCUCUUCAUGAUUGUUGUGUUCUUCGCCAAGAGCAUGUACCGUCUCAAAAACGAGAACAUGCGCCUUCGGAAGCGUAGUAAGUAUCACCCCCGGAGCAGCGAGCCGCAGACGGAUGGCCUCUCAGUUUCGACAACAGCUGACGGCUCACAGCCAAAUGUAAGAAAACUGUGUGACACCCCUCCGCCUGCCACCCAAGCCCAUACUCAAAACCUGGCGUACUAUGACAACAUUAUCUGUCAGAGGCCAUCUUCAGCCAGCAAUCCCUGGGAGUAUAGGCACAGAAAACCUUAUAACCACUUCCAGGACGAGCCACAGAAGAAAGAGAACCAAGCCAAGUCCCCUCAGCCCAAGGAGGAGGGGUCUAUGAACAUCCUCAACUCCCACUCCCCAAAGCAUGAGAACAACCGCCCUGCCUCUGCCAUCCAUGGCCACACCCCAAACAGCACGGAGGAAAAUGCAGAGGUAAACAUGCUCCAGAACAACCUGGUGUAACAUCAGCACAUGAUUAAGUCUGCAGCUAAUGAAUUAGAGAAAAAAAUAUUUUAUGGUGCACACAGAGGAAAAAAAAAGUUUACAUCUUGCUAGAGAAGAUUUUUUAAAUGGAACUUAUAAGAUCUAAAGUUAAAAAUGAGCACAACACAUAUUUAUAGUUCCAACGUGAGAAGCACAAUAGAUCUGUUUACGAGGCCGCCAUACUUAUAUCGAUCACAUAGUGGCGCCGCUGCCUCUUCUCCUCCAUCUUUCUGCCUUUAAUGCUGGACUAAAAUCUCUGGCUCGGACCAACUACUGACUGACUGUUCUCUCUACUGAUGCUCUGCCUUGGUCUUUCGGCCAAUGUACUUCUGCAUUGUCUUUUCUCCUGUUUCCCAAGCUUCCCUUAUUCUCCUUUCCCCCUCUGCCUUUCCCUACCUAACUGUGUCUCUCUGCCCGCAUGCAUUGGUGUUAUCGGCGAAAAAGUGUCUGAAAAACAUAUAAUUUGAAAAAAAAAAAAAGAAAAUAUGUGGAAAUAAAGUGGAUAUGUAUUUGCAAACCGUUAAUGUUUGACAUUGCUAAAAUAAGUGGAUAUGUCUAGAUUACAUGAGGAUAAAGUAACUGCUUGGAGUUGAUAUUUGAAUCUAUAUGCAUAUUACACACGCUGUGUCUUGGUUUUCAAUGUGUUUUGCUAUCUUUAAUGUACUUGAUAUUCUUUUUUACUUCAUUGGCUAUUCAUGGAGGGUUCCAGUUCACAGUUGUUGGAAUAAAUCUUUUUCAUUUUA
Messenger RNA from Cyprinodon variegatus (sheepshead minnow), 2750 nucleotides. RefSeq names its product chondroitin sulfate proteoglycan 5-like. The record is from RefSeq and is a predicted model, not a curated record. NCBI's taxonomy places the organism in Eukaryota, Metazoa, Chordata, Actinopteri, Cyprinodontiformes, Cyprinodontidae. The transcript is spliced from 6 exons. Gene Ontology annotation, biological process: nervous system development. Bases 529 to 1986 code for a protein of 485 amino acids.